UCCUUCACUUCCACCUGUUAAAAGAUGUAAAUGACAUCCCUCUCUUCAAACCGUCCAUGCUGAAAGCCUGGAGGAUCCAGCGAGUCCACAUGCUGAGGGGCUGUCUCAGUGACCCAGAACGGGAGGAUGGGAUUCUGUACAGAUACGGUGGCACGCUGCAACUCAACCAUGUCCAGGGUGAAGGGGCAUCUGUGCCCGUGUGGAUUCCAAUCAGAGGCACUUCACAGCAAGAGGGCUACCACUUCCACCAGGCUCAGUGGGUGACUGGGAACAAAGUCUCCCCAGAGUUAUUUCAGGCCCAGGGUAUGACUGGUGUGGCACGCUGGAAUUUCCAGAGAUUGGUGGAUCUCAAACAGCCGGGUGUGGUUUUGCCUGCAGUGUUUGACCCACUACUGAUCACAGACUUGAACAUGGCCUCUGUGAAUGUGACGGGGAGCGCCAAAUAUCCAGCACUACAAGUCUCCAACAGGGACACGGGAGAGAGGUUUGGACUCGAGUACGUUGAGCAAGGGUGCCGUGCUGUUCCUCUCGACUGGGAAAAGCACAGAUCUCAGAAGAGGACAGACAUGUCCGUAUUCCUGACCCCUCUCCCUGUUGAGAAAUGUCAACCCUCAGCAACACAGCUGCCGCCGACUGUCAGAUUUCCUGAUUCUGCAGCUCCUGCUACUGAGGCUUUAAAGAGAGAAAGCACUGAGGAGCCCCAGAUGGACAUAGAUCUGCCCUGCACACCUCCACUGCCUAUGACCGCCUCACCAAGAAGUGCACGCACGGGGCCUAUCAAGACUGGUGGCCGGGUCUUUGUGUUGGACCACAAUCGGUGGCCUGGCCCAAUGAGGGUGGCUAUUGAUGGUCUGCUUGCCAGGCAUCAUGGACAGAAGGACAUGCUGAAACUGGUGGACUUUGACUAUGCUUCCAUGGUGCAAAGUUCAUGUGCAGACCCCAACAGCCUGCUUCACCCAACCACCAAACACCACAUUGGAAGGUAUAUUAAACACCUGGCCAAAUUAAAAAACACCAGUUCCUCCCUUAACACCAGUCCUGAAAAGCUCUUGGAGACCCAACAACUGUGGCAGCACUUAACCAUGGGUAGUGACACAACCUGUGUCCCUGUAACAGCACUCCCACCUGCAGUUGUGAACCCACCCGCACUGCCCACACAAAAUGCUCCUCUUACUGAAGCUGCCAUAGAGAAAAUUGUUUUGGGACUGAUGGAAAAGCAGCAACAGUCAGAGCAACAACAGCAGCAAAAGAAAAAAAUGACAAAAACCUGCCUUUCAUGUGGCCAACCCAAGUCCCGUUACAUGAAUGAUGGCUCCUCAAUUCAUUAUUUUUAUCAGAGUGGGCAUGUUAGGUACUUCUACUGCUCCACAAAAGUAUUUAAAACAUAUGGAGCAGAGGGCCUCACAAACCCCAAAAUGUCUUUUGAGGAUUUCAUGUCAACACCCUUCUUUCAACAAGAACUUGAAUCCAUAAAACAGAAAGUGGAACAACAGAAGGACAAACAAAAGAGGAAGUCAGCAGAUGUGGUACCCUCUGGCCGUUUGUGCAGGUUCUGCCAUUUGGAACUAAAACAGGGCCCUAAUAGUCCUCACAUUCACACAGGGUUCCCCGGAGUGGCAGGGAAAUAUAUUUAUUGUCCUGCCAAGCUGUUCUCCCUCUACCAGGCCAAGGGUAUGGAGAAAGAAAUGACCUGGAAGGAGUUCCAGGCAUCUGCUUUUUAUCAUGAUGAAAAGAAAAGAUGGAUGAAAAGAGGAAAUCAAGAAACCAAAAGGGGGAACAAAGGGGUUCUAGAAGGAGUUCUGAAAGACACUCAUGGGGGUGUCCACUGA
Molecule: messenger RNA, 1829 nt
Organism: Coregonus clupeaformis (lake whitefish)
Lineage: Eukaryota; Metazoa; Chordata; Actinopteri; Salmoniformes; Salmonidae
Exons: 3
Coding region: 57-1829 (590 amino acids)
Source: RefSeq, a predicted model, not a curated record